Messenger RNA from Portunus trituberculatus (swimming crab), 5232 nucleotides. RefSeq lists its product as uncharacterized. Gene Ontology annotation, cellular component: membrane. The record is from RefSeq and is a predicted model, not a curated record. The coding region runs from base 1665 to 3596 and encodes 643 amino acids. The transcript is spliced from 5 exons. Lineage: Eukaryota; Metazoa; Arthropoda; Malacostraca; Decapoda; Portunidae.
AUGGUCCAAUCUUGCUUUAAUAAGGAAGUGCAGUGGAUGCAUACAAUACCUUUACUGGCCGGGAAUGACCUCUGCUGUGCCCUGGUGACCUUGGCAGCUUGCACCACCACCAUCACCACCACCAUUAGCGCGGCACAGCAGAAGUUAUCGUACAUCAACAGGCAGGAAGUUCCUCUCGCCUCGUUGCCAGUGACUAAAUAAAAACGUUGGAUGAUUGCUUACUUAAUUCAAACCAUAAAUGAACAAUAAAGAAUGAUAUGUGAUUUUUAAAGGGCGUUUUGAAUCUUUAGUCUCUCCUUUCCUGAGUCCUCAAUGGAAGUUCUCCUCUUGUCUUGUUUCUUCCCACUCUCUCCCUACUCUCUACUCUCCCUUUACAAGACCGGCCACUUUUCCUCUCCACAUCCCACCUGCGGCCACCCAACGGAGUCCUCUCACUGUUUCCUUUCAAAUAGUGGCGAUUCACAUCCGUUCCCGCUGCGAGAUAACGUAUAAUGGUGUUUGUGUCUGAGAGAAGUUACCUGUGUCUCGUCGCUCUCUUCCGAUCUUCCCAGCGCAUUUUUUGUUACACCAAGACAAUUUUUGCGGUUCGUGAUAUAUUAGAUAGCAUUAGAAAGGUUAGAUGCGUGUACGGUGCGUUUGAUUAUGUGUUUGAAAGAGUAAAUUCACACCGCAUGCCUCUGAUCUUUCCACUACAAUGCUGGCCAGAUGAAGUUUGCGGUUGGCGAGAUACGAGUAUUAAAUAACUUUCAGCUGGAUAACCACAUGUGUUUGAGGGAAAUUCUGUGGCGCAUCUAUCCUUCGUGAUCUUCCUGCUGCUCUUCUGUAACACUAAUAACAUAUAAGUAACUCUUUUGGUUACUACUAGACCACAUGGGAGUAUACGUAAUGUGAGUGACUGUUUAGGGGAAGAAAAACUAAAAGGUGCAUCUUUCUUUCCUUCGUGGUCUUCCUGAUGCUAUUUUGUAACUCCAAGACAAAUUGUUGUGGUUGGUGACAUGUUUAGCAACACUCAUGCUACCUUUGAACGAAAACUACAAGGGUGUACAGCGGUUGUGUGUUGAAGUGUUGAAGAGAAGAAUUUGCAACCACAUCUCUACCUUCCGAUCUUGUUGUCAUUGCUGUGUUGUAACGCCACGACAGUUUAUGCAGUUGGUGAAGAAACAUUACAGAAAAAGGAAUAGAAAAAGGUGGUUUAGAAUGAAUAUAAAAGUAUAGAAUAUGCCGAAUAUGUGUUUGAGCGAAGAAAUUGGUGUCACAUCGCUAGUUUACCUUCCAUCUUUACUAUUGCAACACAAACAAUAUUUUACUGCUGGCGAGGUAUUUGGAAAAACAUUCAAGCCACUCAGAAACAACUACAUCUGUAUCCUUAUAUGACAGACUCCAUUUGAGAGAAGCAACUAUCUGUUCCACUCCUCUCACUAGUAUCUCGUAACCAUGGAUACAUUUUACAGUGGUAGCGUUACAGAAGACAUACCAUGACAUCAAGUGGAGUGAGAAAGCAGAUAGUUCUUGCUAAUAUUUCUUUUAAAAGUGAUGAGAAACGUUACAUAACACAGUCUCGCAGUUCUCCCUCGCUAACUUCAAGGUAACUACGUACAUUAACUGCAUUUUUGCCGCGAGAAAAACAUGCUGGACACAAGGAUAAGCAUCGCUAACAGGUCACAAUGCAGCAACACAACCAGGUCUUCGUGAUACAGGUGUCGAGUGGAGCUGCUGCCAGUAAGCCGCCCCUCGCCCUCCCACCCGCUGGCACAGACCCAGCCGUUCUACCCUCUGAGGUCAAGUACUCCGCCUCGCUGGUCAGAGGACUCGGCCUGGCUCACCUCUUCCUAGGCUCUGUGAUAUUCCUGCUUGGUGUGCUGGGAACGUGGAUAGAGCCGGAGACAUGCUGGGCUGGAGCAGGCGUGUGGACAGGGCUGUCGGCGCUUCUUUGUGGCCUCUCCGGUGUGGUGGCACACUGCUUCUGGUACAAGAACUUCAGCAUCAAGGCCUUCCUGGUGACGUCCGUAGUGUGUGUGGUGCUGAGCGUGCUAGCCAUCGUGCUGAGCAUCUACGCCAUUGUGAACAGACACAAGCACUUCCAGACCCUGCUCGACCAGAUGGACGAGCACUCCUGGUUCCAGCCAUAUGACCUGAACCGAGAGCAUCGCCUCACCCUCAACAUCAGCGCUAACCUGCUGGUGGGCUUCUUCCUGGAGCUGGGUCUGGCGCUGUGGUCCUCGCGCGUGGGCUGGCGCGGCGUGCAGUCUCCGGAGUUCAGCGCCUCCAACACCAAACGAGACGUGGACGCAGUAGACCAGCGUAGCGUGACGCCCCUCCCGCCUCGCCCCGGCCAGCAGGUGCCCCUCGCCGCGCUCUAUCAGCUGCUGCAGGCUCACCCAGAGAUGUUGGGGAACAAGAGUGUUGAAGCUGGCCUGGUACCACCUUGGAUGUCCGGCGGCCUUGGGGACCACCCAACUCACCACUCCAUGGACUACCAGGAGCGAGUGAACAGAUUCCUCUCCCAUGCCAUUGAGGAUCAAAAUCCUUGUCUGAGUAGACCACUGUCAGCUCUCCUGAGUGAAACCAGAGACAGUGCCUCUACUUCAACCUCCAGUGGUGGAAGAUGCAGCCCAGCUGACACCCUGCCUAUGCCCCCUCCUGAUCAGCCAGCUGGAGGAGGACAGAGGAGGGAGACCAUGGAGAGAGAGAUGCAGGAAAGAUAUGCUUCCAGUGAAAGAAAGAUGAAACAAACACAUGUUGACAAACUGCCCAAUGGACACCCUAGCAAUGAGAGGAAGGGAAAGGAGACUCAUGUUGACACACUGUCCAAUGCAGACACCAGCAGUGAGAGGAAGAUGAAGCAAACUCAUAUUGACAGACUUCCUAAUGGACAACCGAGCAGCAAGAGGAAGGUAAAAGAAACACAUGUUGACACACUUUCAUCUGGAGACUCUGGCAGUAUGAAGAAGAUAAAGGAAACACGUGUAGACAAAUUGUCCAAUGGACAUAUUAGCAGCAACAAGAAGGAGAAGGUAACACAUGUUGACACACUGUCAAACAGAGACAGUAGCAGCGAGAGGAAAGUAAAAGUAACACAUGUUGACACGCUGUCAAACAGAGACAGUAGCAGCGAGAGGAAAGUAAAAGUAACACAUGUUGAUACACUAUCAAAUGGAGACACUGGAAGCAUGAAAAAACUGAAAACUGUAGACACACUGUCAAUUGGAGACACUGGCAGCAUAAAGAAAGCGAAAGAAACACAUGUUGACACAUUCAGGACCAGGAGAGGUUCAGAACACAAGCCCAAGGCGCCUGUCCCUGUAGUAAAGAGGAGUGAAAGUUUAAGAUCAAGUGAGGUAUCAAAUAAAGGUUCAGUUAAAGAUGAGCCUACAAAUAAUGUGGAGGUUCCUGCUGAGAAAUGUCGCAAGGAGAAAAAGAGCGAAGUGGAAAGUGAAAACUCUAGUGUUGCUAUGGAAGCAGUUGCAGAAAAAAGUUGCAAGGGGGAAAAGAAGGAGUACAGAGUGAAACCUCUCCUGUGCCCAUUAAGGAUGUUGCCACUGAAAAAAGUCCCAAACAGGAUAAGAAUGAAGUGCAAAAUAAUAUUUCUCCCGUGAUUGUUAAAGUGGAAAACACUUGCAAGGAAGAUGUGACAAAACCGGUGACUGAGGUGACUGACCGUAAUGCUCCUAGUAAGAAACCAGACAAAGCUGAAAAACCCAAGAAGAAAAAGACUAAGAAAUCUUCUGAGUCCAGCAGUCAAGAAACAAAACCAAAAUCAAACACUGGGGAAGUGAACGGCCACACGACAGAAAACAUAGACACGCACAAAAGUGAGAAGGAAGAAAGAAAGGUGAGAAAAGAAAAAAAGGAAAAGAGAAAAAAAGAAAAAAGUAUUGAUGAGAAAAUAAAAAAUGAAAGCAAAUCUGAUGACUUCUUAUCUCUGGCCUCCAGCAUACAGCCACCCAGUGGGUUUGAAGAUAUCUAGAGCUGUAUGAGUUGUGAAGAGCCACUUUAACACUAAGAUUUACAUCCUCCUCCUCACUUGCACAUUACCGUUACUCCAUAUCCAGUGUGUAAUGUGGAAUGGCCCACAACAAAGUGCAUAUAUGUAUAGAAGAUAAAGGGUCUGAGGUUUGGCCCUUCCUUCACAACCCUUGAUACGGGUCUCAGCUCCUCUUCUGCCCACACUGUCCCUUCACAAUGUAUAUAUCCUUCAGUAAUGUAAAUACUGUUUUUCUAUAAAUACCUACAUGUUCUACAUAUUUUGAGACUGAAUAAUGCCAUGAAUUUUUAACAUAAGACUGAUAUUGCAUGCUAUUAACAACUACAGUAUAUAAAACUGGUGCCACUUCCAUGGGUCACUUGUCAAAAAAUUAUAUAAAAAAACAUAUCUUAAAAUAAAUAAAAUGCUCUAUAAAAAUGUAAUACAUGACGUAAGAUGGAUUUUGAAAAAAGAAAACAUAUCAAUGUAGAAACAUUAGCUUUGUGAUGUCAUCUACAUUAUUACGUAUGUACACCACAAUGUAUUAGUUUUCAAAUAAUCAUUAGAUACAUACUAUAAUAUUCCUUGCUUUUCAUAUAUGUGCUAUUAUUACCUCUCCUCUUCCAUGCUGCUUGUGAGGGAGGAUUCAGAAAUCAAAGGAAGGACAGAGAAUACAGGAUAACAUUAUCACUGAUAGUUCUUCCUUCAUCAUAUUUACUGCUCCCCAUAUAUGAAAGCAUUUAACUUCAUCAAGAUUUUAUGUAUCUCUAAAGUAAGAUAAAUAUUCUCUGUGUGCACGUUACAACUAUAGUAUAUUUCUUUCCCAAUUUAUCUGGGAUUUUUAUGCAUUGUAAAUGUGUGUAUAUACCAUGUUUGUGUAAGUUUAUCACAUAAGGAAAACGACAGUAUUGAAAUUAUAUGUAUGAAUAUUGUUAGUUUAGUCUUGGCAUACUGUUGGAUCAAAGUGUAACAUGGUAUGCAGUUGGUGGAACUCUUGAUUUCUGUUUGAGUAUUAACUGACAGGCCGGGCCAUAACAAUCUUGUCUCAGUUCUGUAAAAAUACAAUUGGGUAAGAUCACACAUGUACCAACACACUUUGUAUGUAUGUUAGCUUCCAUCACACAAAGCCUCCAUUACUUAUUGUCUUUUAUUGUCCAGUAUUUUUUGGCAGCUGACUGUGUCCAGACAGAUUGGCUGGAUGGAGUUUGCCAUAGAUGUAAGCCAGGAAUUAGGCAAUUGCAUAAUCAUUAUAAAGUCUUGUGUAUAAA